AUGGGAGACGAUGACCAUGGUGGCUACGAUGAGGGCUCGGAAGAAUACGGGAAUCUCAGAUCCAUACAUACCCCUUCGGGGGUUCAGGUUGCCUCAGAUCUCGCUAUUAAUCAUGAUGAAAUUCUGGGGUACGACAUUAAUAAAGAGAACCCUGACAGCGAAGACGAGGGCGAAUUCACCGGCUUCAAAAACACGGCGCCUACCUUCCGCUAUCACAAGACUGUUGCUGUUGUUGUACUGAAGGACCGGCUUCGGAACUAUCUCAUCAAGGAUGUCGGGCCCCCCAGCACAGCCCAAAGAGCCAGCACUGACCGGUUGACCGAAAUGGUUCUCCGAGAUCUUGCCAACAAUCGAGACGAUGCAUAUACGAAGCAGGCGGCCGCAGGUUUUAUUGACAACGUACUGCUCCGCAGCAGAGAAUCCCAAGGACCAAUUGUCAGACUCAUAUCAAAGUGGGCAUUGGAACUCAACAACAUAGCAAUGUUCCGUACUUGCGUUCAAGCUACAUACGCGCCCUUAGCGUCAACUGGUCAAAAAUCCCAUCGUCCUGUGUAUGCAAAGGCUAUCAGCCAUGAACUUAUAAAUCAUUUCAGAACACGAUAUGUUGGCCAGGAACAUACCAUUGAUUGGGACUACUGGUUCAAGGAUUUCAACCAGGCUAUUGACAUAGCCACGGAAUUUGAUACCUUCUGUUAUUUCUUCCUAUCUUCUAUAACAAGCGAGCCCCUACGUAAUAGUUUCAAAGCAUGGGCAGGUCCCAUCUACGACAGAAAGCUAGCAUCUCAGACUUUAUGGACUCUUUCGGAUGAGGAAUAUAUUCUCCGUCUCAUUGAGAAGCGCAAUGUAUGGGCAUUGCAGAGGUGA
Fusarium graminearum PH-1 is the source of this 864-nucleotide messenger RNA. RefSeq lists its product as uncharacterized. The record is from RefSeq and is a predicted model, not a curated record. The transcript is spliced from 2 exons. Lineage: Eukaryota; Fungi; Ascomycota; Sordariomycetes; Hypocreales; Nectriaceae. The coding region runs from base 1 to 864 and encodes 287 amino acids.